Messenger RNA from Chara braunii, 3646 nucleotides. Lineage: Eukaryota; Viridiplantae; Streptophyta; Charophyceae; Charales; Characeae. The record is from the annotation of a GenBank genome assembly.
CGCCGAAAUCAUCGACAUGGCAAGGGAGAUCAUCAAGACCGACAGGGCAGCUACACACGAGAAAUCAGCAUCUGGUCCGCGUCCACAACAUGUCGCUGCAGUCCAACCGGACAACAUUGUGGAAGACCCGGCAGACACCCAAGCAUCACGUGAGGGAGAUCAAGUGGCUGUUGUCCAGCCGCGAAGCAACAACAAGUCCCGAGGAAACGGGAAGGCGAAAACCGCAUAGCCAGCCGGAAACGGACAGCCAGCACCAUGGGUCACAGCGCCAAGCACAAGACCUCCCAAUGCCCAGAUCAAGGCAAGGAGGAUGUUCGGCCUCGCAUCAACUCGGGAAACUGAGUUGCUCGGGAGGUGAGGCGACUCCACCUCUCACUCCGCCAGAUUCGACGGCCUUGCUAGCGGCCUCCUACACAUCUGGGGAGGAUGCGAAUGUCGCAAGUUCUCGGUACACUUACGAGGACUAUGAUGUCCACUUGGUCCCACCGUUGGACCAACCACUCCACGUGCAACAAUCCACCGCAUGCACGGUUUCACUACCAUCGGCAACCGAGUCGGCAGCUUCGCCGCCAUCUAUAGUCGAGGAUUCGACGACAUGGUCAAGACUUGAAGAGCUCGACCCGUUGACAUUUGCGGACUUCCAAUGGAUGCCCCUUCCCCGGUCCGGUCGAUUGUCGAAACCGCAUUGCAACGUGCUCAUGGCACAAUUGCGGGAUUACUUGCACACUACAGUACCAACUCCGUUGAUGGACGUCGGAGUAGAGGUUGUCGACCUUCCCAAUUACAUUGCGAAGAUCGACCGCGAGUUCAGGACACAAUGGUACGACGACAUCGACGCACCAUUGUUAUACGACCUACAGCGCUUUGAUCGAUUGCGGAGCAUCUCGCAACUACAUGAGCCAGUACUUUAUGGUAUGCACGUCCGGAGGAAGUCCCAGCCUACGCAAGUCACGUUCGCAGACGGUCACAAGCACAAGUCAAUCGACCGGUGCAUAGAUAACGUCCCCGUGUACUUUGCCCCGCAUGCAAGCGAGGCGGUGUCCUCUGAUAUUUUGGACACCAAAUUCGACAUGAUCUUGGGCAUGUCAUGGCUGCGAAGCGAGGAUCACCCGGUGAACUUCUACCGCCGCACAGCUCACAUUCGUGAUCGGAACAGAGUACUAAUCCCAUGCACAGUGCCUUCUCCUCACCCUUCGAUCAGCUGCCACGUGGUGUCCGCCGCAAAUAUGCGAGCUUCCAUCAUGGGGGAGGACCGCUACAAGACUGCGUUUACGACGCGAUAUGGGCAUUUCGAAUGGCUGGUUAUGCCGUUUGGCCUUACGAAUGCCCCAGCCACUUUCCAAGCGGCUAUGACAACAGAGUUCCGACACAUGCUGGAUCGAUUCGUACUAAUCUACCUCGAUGAUAUUUUGGUGUACAGUCGGAGUUUGGACGAGCAUGUGGAGCACAUGCGCACCGUUUUGGAGCGGCUACGACAAGCCAAGUACAAAGCCAACCACAACAAAUGUGAAUUCGCGCGGCAGGAGCUGGAGUACUUGGGACACUAUGUGACGCCGCAAGGCAUCCGUCCGCUUGCGGACAAGAUCGAGGCCCUCCGCGUAUGGCCCGAGCCCACCAACACCACGGACGUCCGUUCAUUCAUGGGGUUGGCGGGCUACUAUCUGCGAUUCAUCACCGGGUACUCAAGGAUUGCUGCACCUAUGACGAGAUUACAAUCGCCAAAGGUGCCAUUCGUGUUCAAUGAUGACACACGCCGGUCAUUCCAAGCACUCAAGACGGCCAUGCUCAUGGCACCCGUCCUUAGCAUCUACGACCCCACCCUGCCAACAAGAGUGACAAUCGACUCUUCCGGCUAUGGCAUUGGGGCAGUCUUGGAACAACACGACGACGACGAUUGGCACCCUGUGAAGUAUUUCAGCCACAAAGUGCCUCCCAUCAAUUCACUUGAUGAUGCAAGGAAGAAGGAGCUGCUCGCGUUCGUGAUGGCUCUCAAGCGAUGGCGGCACUUCCUACUUGGGCGUCGUAGGUUCACAUGGGUCACGGACAACAACCCAUUGACCUACUACAAGACGCAGGAUACGGUGAGCAGCACGAUCGGACGAUGGAUGUACUUCAUCGACCAAUUUGACUUCACACUGAAACAUCUCCCCGGCCUCUCCAAUCGCGCAACAGAUGCACUCUCGCGAAGACCUGAUCUUUGCGCUAUAACACAUCAUGCUUUCGCAUUUGACGAGGAACUCCAGCGACACUUGAUCCGGAGCUAUGAGUCUGAUCCGGACUUCGCCACGUUGUAUGCACAACUCUCUUCGGAUCACCCGCCGGCCAGCCACUAUCGCAUUGCCGACGGGUACUUGCUCCUCCACUCGAGAGGCAAGGACUUAUUGUUUUGCCGACGAAGCAAGCCCCGCAAUCGCAACCCCUACGACGAGUUGCACCCGAUGCCUAUCCCACGGGAACCCGACCUCUCCAUUGCCAUGGGUGUCACCGGACCAUUUCCCCGUGAUCGCCUCGGGCACGACGGCAUCCUCACGGUCGUGGACCGAUUGAGUAAGUACACGCGUUUUCUCCCUUGCAAGUACUACUCCACGGCUCCCGAGCUAGCACGCCUCUUGCACACCGGCUCGAUUUGCGGCCACGGUGUACCGGAAGACAUAGUCAGCGACCGCGACACUCGCUUCAUGUCGGCAUUUUGGACUGCUCUCAUGCAGGAGUCCGACACGAAGAUGAAACCAAGUUCGGCUCGACAUCCACAGACGGACGGGCAAACGGAGCGGACACAUCAAACCGCUCAAAUGAUGCUUCGUACACUCAUCCGUCCAGACAAGAAAGAUUGGUUUGACCGCCUCCCCGACAUCAAGUUCGCCUACAACACUUCGGUGCACCCGGCGAACGGCGUGACUCCAUUCGAGUUGCACCACGGUGGACGGAAAGGCCGUAUCUUCGCCGACCUUCUCCUCCCACGACCAGCCGACAUCGACGCCGCUUGCACUCUCGCUUUCGUCCGGAAGUACAGGGAAGUGUUGGCUCAAGCCCGUGCAAACAUGCAAAAGGCUCAAGUCUGCAUGCAGCAGCAAGCCAACAGGCGUCGCAGGCCAUGUCCUAUUCGCGCCGGUGAUCUGGUUUGGGUCUCCGCGGAAGAGUUUGCACUGGAACAAGAUGUUNAGCAGCAAGCCAACAGGCGUCGCAGGCCAUGUCCUAUUCGCGCCGGUGAUCUGGUUUGGGUCUCCGCGGAAGAGUUUGCACUGGAACAAGAUGUUUCACGCAAACUGCUUCCCAAGUGGUUUGGACCAUGGCCCGUAACAUCAGCCGCGGGCGAUGAUUCCAAUGGCCCUUCAUUUGGGAUCAACAUCCCCCCGCAUCUUACAGUCCAUCCAGUCUUUCACGCCUCGAAGCUGGCGACAUACACACCAGCUAAGAGCGACGACUUCCCGGGCCGACGAUCGCAGGACCCCCCUCCUAUGGAUGGUCAUCUGGAAGUUGACCGCGUCAUCACCGAUCGCAAGUACGUCAGCAAGCCUCGACAGUACAAGGUUACAUUCAAAUCAUGUUUCAGCCUGACAGCCUGAAAACCAGGGCCUACAGGCCCCAUGUCGUUUCAGCCUGACAGCCGAAAAACAAGGGCCUAUAGACCCUCAGGCUUUAGCCA